UUCAUUUGAAUCAACUAUGGCAAGUAUCGAAUGGAAGGAUUUUGUCCCGUCUCACCUCAUCCCUCAAAUUCUGUGUGGUUGUCUCGAUCAUUUUUCUCAUGACACUGUGACUGCAGUUAUUUGCACCAAGAAUAAGCAACUGUUGGAAAUCAAUCAAUUUAUUGUCACUUGUUCUUGUAACAUUCCUCUAGAAACAUGCGAACGUGUCUCAAUAUUUUACUCAUACAGUCCUGAUUACACAUACUAUCUGGUAGAGGCAAGUAAAGAACUGUGUGUCAUCAAGAAGGAUAAAAAAUUGGAGGUGAUCAGACGGUAUGACGAUGUGGUGAAGAUAGAGGUGACAGAUGAUUUCCAUUGCGGUUUUCCUCAAGUUCACAUUUACCUGUCGGAUGAGUUUGAGCCUGUAAUCACUGACUUUACGGAAAGACAGUUUUCCUACUUCUCUGAAAAAGAAAAACCUCAAGAUACCCAAUCAGAGUUUGCCUUUUCUUUGAGUCGAAACCUUCAGGCCAUGAAGUUGAAAUUGGAUGAAUGUAAACAAAAACUGAAGGAAAAGAAAAGGCUGAGAGCGGCAGCUUUGUAUAACUUCACAGAAAAUUCUGUUAGUGCAGAUGGAGAUUUUAUGUCAGAAUCAAACUGCAAAAAGAAAGCGUAUGACACCGCAGGAAUCUUGGUUAGCAGUACCUGGCAAAAAUUACACAAUGACAAGUGGGUUAUUGGAAUCGAAUUUAGGACAACAUCAUGGAAAGUGAGCGAGCUUGAAUUGAUUUUAGACGCAGAAGAGUACUCCUCGCAAAUGCUGCGGCUCAACAGACAACCGACCGAUGGCGGGUCCUGUCGGAUUUCCGAUACUGGGUCCCCACGCCCUGACCAUUUUCAGCCGGCCACCUCUCUCCCACCUAACUCUACCGCUUAUUUUCUCGCCGUUAUGGAAAGUCCAUGCUUCAAGGACUCUAGUCAUGUUUCUGUCGGGGGUGUGAUCUCCUAUCAGAUAAAAGAAAGAAAAUUCCAAUCUGCUUUACCUCCCUUUUCCUUAAGGGCAGAGGACCUAUUAAAUGAUACUCUUCUUCCUUUCUCAAAAAGUUUAGAAAUAACCCAUGACUUACUAUCUGCAACAAUAUCUAGCAAAUCGAUGGACCUGAUAAUAUCAACACCGUGCACCUUAGAUUGUUCUGUUGAUGAGAUUCUAACUAAGAGGCUAAAAUUUAAAUUUUUAGCCAAAAUUGGUUACUACUAUAAUGAAACACCCUCAAAUAUUGGCUUGCGUGGAAUGUUACUUUUCUACAAAACGGUCGCGUCUACCAGUUUCUUUUUAUCACUGUUUGGCAGGAACUCGAAACAAUUGAUAUUGUUUUUGAACUGUCUGAAAAAUUAUUUGCCAGAUCAAACAAGUAUCACAAAAUAUUCUGCCGGUAGCUGCGAAGUAAAUAUAGAUGAUGGCUUAGAAUCACUGAAAGCAGAGUUAAAACUGAUUGCUAUCACCAUGGAGGGGCACAUUGUUGGAGAGAACAUAAAUGUUCCUAAGUCGGAAUGGAAAAUUUUCAGGCAGAAUUUGAACAAACUAGAGUGCAGAACAGAUUCUAUACUCAACAGGCUUUCGAAUUCAUGUGGAAGACCCAAAAGUUAAAAUCUUACCAAUGUGUCAUUGACUGCCUGAUGAAGUCUUGCCUAGGUGUGUGAGCUGAAAA
This is a messenger RNA of Bemisia tabaci, 1688 nucleotides long. The record is from RefSeq and is a predicted model, not a curated record. NCBI's taxonomy places the organism in Eukaryota, Metazoa, Arthropoda, Insecta, Hemiptera, Aleyrodidae.